AUGGGAAGUUGUGAGGGUCAAGAGACACAUGUCCUAAUGGUAACACUACCAUUCCAAGGUCACCUCAACCCAAUGCUCAAAUUCGCCAAACAUCUCUCACCAACGAAUCUCCACUUCACUCUCGCCACCACCGAGCAAGCCCGUAACUUUCUCUGUGCCGCCUCCGCCACCGUCGACGAACCCCCUAGCCCGGUGGAGCUCGCUUUGUUCUCCGACGAUCUGCCUGAAGACGAUCCAAGAGUCGACGGAUCUCUCCUUGAAUCAUUGAGAAAUGUCGGAGCCAAGAACUUGUCUAAAAUCAUCGAAGAGAAGAGAUUCUCUUGCAUAAUCUCUUCACCUUUUACUCCAUGGGUUCCAGCUGUUGCAGUUGCUCAUAACAUACCUUGUGCAAUCCUCUGGAUCCAAGCUUGUGGAGCUUACUCGAUUUACUACCGUUAUCACAUGAAGACAAACUCUUUCCCCGAUGAUCUCGAAGACCUUAACCAAACAGUGCAAUUACCGGCUUUACCAUUGUUGGAAGUCCGAGAUCUCCCUUCGUUUCUCUUGCCUUCUUCCGGAAGUCACUUCAAUACCCUAAUGGUGGACUUCGUCGAUUGCUUGAGAGAUGUGAAAUGGGUUUUGGUUAAUUCUUUCUAUGAACUCGAAUCAGAGAUAAUCGAUUCGAUGUCUGAUUUAAAGCCCAUGAUCCCAAUCGGUCCUCUGGUUUCUCCUUUCUUGUUGGGAGCUAAUGAAGAUGAAGCCCUAGAUGGGAAAAAUCUUGAUCUGUGGAAACCAGAUGAGUAUUGUAUGGAGUGGCUUGACAAGCAAGCUAAGUCUUCUGUUGUUUACAUAUCUUUCGGAAGCAUACUCAAAUCGUCGGAGAAUCAAGUCGAGACCAUAGCAACGGCGUUGAAAAACAGAGGAGUCUCAUUUCUAUGGGUGAUUAGGCCUAAAGAGAGAGGCGAAAACGUCAAGGUUUUGCAGGAGAUGAUCAAAGAAGGACAAGGAGUUGUCAUUGAGUGGAGUCCACAAGAGAAGAUACUGAGCCACGUGGCGAUCUCUUGCUUCGUCACGCACUGCGGUUGGAACUCGACGAUCGAGACGGUGGCGGCUGGUGUUCCGGUUGUGGCGUAUCCGAGCUGGACAGAUCAGCCGAUUGACGCGAGAUUGCUCGUGGAUGUGUUUGGAAUCGGAGUGAGGAUGAGGAACGACGACGAAGACGGCGAGCUUAAGGUUGCAGAGGUAGAGAGAUGCAUUGUGGCCGUGACUGAGGGACCAGCCGCCGCGGAUAUGAGGAGGAGAGCGGUGGAGCUGAAGCAUGCUGCGAGAUUGGCGAUGGCACCCGGUGGAUCUUCGGCUCAAAAUUUGGACUCGUUCAUAAGUGAUAUCACAAUCACCUGA
Arabis nemorensis is the source of this 1380-nucleotide messenger RNA. Lineage: Eukaryota; Viridiplantae; Streptophyta; Magnoliopsida; Brassicales; Brassicaceae. The record is from the annotation of a GenBank genome assembly.